AUGUAUCCGUAUGCAUACCAUGGCAACACUUCCUGUCAUUUGAAGAUAAUAGCGCCACCUGGGAUGAAGAUUGUCAUGCAUGUCAAAGCCUUCUUCACGAAUAAAGAAAUAAUCAGCGGAAGUGAUGGGUUGUUUAUAUUUGAUGGGGACGAACGUGCUGAAAAUAUGGUAGAAUCGUUUUGCGUAAAAAGUGAUAACAUGCGUCAUUCGUCAAUUACGCCGUCAAACAAGAGCAUCGCCGUAAAGAUAGUACAGCAACAAAAUAUAGUGAUUACAAGAUUAAUAUAUGACUUCUCACCAGUAAAUUGUGCAAGUGCGCCAUGCCUAUUCAACGGUCACUGUGUCGAAACUGCAGAUUCCUUUGAAUGCAUAUGCCCAAAUGGCACCAGUGGUAAAAGAUGUAAUGAGUACGUGGGUGAUUGUUACAGAAAACCGUGUAUAAAUGGAACAUGCGUUCCUGCAGGAGGCACAUCCGGUUACCAGUGCACUUGUUUCGCUGGGUUUACUGGAGCAAACUGUGAAUAUAAUAUAAACGAAUGUUUCAGUUCGCCUUGUAUCAAUGGCUUGUGUAAAGAUCUUAUCAAUGAUUACACGUGCAUUUGUAAUGACCCAUACACUGGCCGACAUUGUGAAAUCAACAAAAGUCUAGCGGAAUGUAGCAGCCAUAUUUGUCAUUAUGGCGCAUGCGCGAUGAACGAAUCCGGAUCCUACUGUCAAUGUUUCCCAGGAUUUACAGGUCUAUCCUGUGAUACUGAUAUUAAUGACUGUAAUGAUUCGCCUUGUUCGCAUGGAAAAUGUAAAGACCACGUAAAUAGUUACAGUUGUAACUGUUCGACAGGAUAUGCUGGGAAAAACUGUGAAAUUCUUGUAGCAGAUCCUUGCCGCGACAACCCAUGCUACCAUGGAUAUUGUUCAGUCAAUAAAAAUGGUUUUACCUGCAUAUGCGAAAGUGGAUUUACCGGUUCGAGAUGUGAAUAUGAAACAAGUCUAUGUUUAACAGAAUGUCGUAACGGUAAAUGUUUCAAUGUGAAUGGUUCCUCCUACCCUCGGUGUAUCUGCUAUCGUGGUUUUACAGGAACAUAUUGCGAGACUAAUUGUGAAAACAAUACAUGUAGCGUUGACAACACGGAUACUAACAUUUCUAUGAACAAAGACGGUUUUACUACCACAUCAAAGACCGGUAGAUAUUCAAAAUCUUAUCUAUCGCCUCUUCGAUACUUCUUUACUUCGCCAUCGAUUUUACCUUCAUUUUCAGUCACUAGAAUACAGGGACAUCCAAAUAUUCCGGUCACACUAACUACCAGACGCAAGCACUAUAAUCUUUAUCAGAACGUAUCUAAGUUGUCUCAUAAUCAAAUACAUAAACUUACAAGUCUGCAACCUUUACAACACACCAAUAAUAUGAUAUCGAAAACAAACGGAAAUACAAAUUCAACAAUGGCUGCAACCAUGUUUGUUUAUGCCACUAAAUCUUCAGGUUCUAAACAUAGACCUUCUGAAUCAUCUAAAGCACCGACUGGAUAUGUUCAAGCAAUAAAUGAAAUUAAAGCAUCUACUUCUGUAAGUCGUUUAAGUACAUAUCGCACACAUAAAACUGGCAAUGAUCUAACGACCAUAAAGACUGACCCAGUGCCAGGAACUAGUAAUACCUUGACAACAUUCAAAACGACCAGGCCCUCUGGUAAAUAUAUAGACACUUUUGUCACUCAUUUAGGGUUAGUGACAACCACAAACCCCUCCGUUUUAAAUGUGUUUAAAACUACACGUGCAUAUGCGCCUUCCAUGGCAGUAUCCUCAAAUGGACAUAGAUUGAAGACAGGCUUUCCUAAUUCAACUGCGUCAACAAAGCAUUGGCUAAAUACAAUUUCCUUAAAUACUUCAGCCUCAUCCCCGUUGUUUCAAACUAACUUUUCAAAUACCUCAUCUCCAACAAAAAAUUGGUUAGAAACAGUCUCACCAAAAAUUGCAAGUUCAACAAAAAACUGGCUAAAUUCAGCUUUUCUUCAAUCUUCAGCACCAAUAAAGUAUUCUGUAUCUACAACCCCGUCAAUGAUUGCAUCUUUAAUAAAACACGGGUUAAUUACAUCCUCACCAUCCCCUGUGUCGCAAACAAGCCAUUGGUUUAAAACAGCAGGUACUUUGAAUCAGGGUAAAUUUGAUGAUAUUUCUACAUCUAAUGUUCCGUAUCAGAUAUCUACUGAACAAAAGCACGCAUAUUUUGCAGCAUCAAGUCAUAGAGAAUCAAUAUCACCCGCUACAACUUUAACAACCGGAGAUCCAACAAUACAAAAUACCCAUGGAAAUUAUUCUGACAAAAUGAUAACUUCGACUGCUAUUGAUACAACUAAAAGUACCAAGCUAGAUGCUUCAAAAGAUACACCUACCAGCAUACCGGAAACAAGUUUCAAAAACAGGAAAACUACCAUUAAAAAUCCGAUAGCACAUUUUGAAAAACCAAACCCUACCAAACAUAAUGAAACAAUAACGACAUUGAAUGAUAAGCUUACUUCUACUGUUAUGAACAUGAAGAGGCCGGUUACAAGUGCUACACACAAUCAGACGAUGGACAUCCAUGGAACAUCACUGAGAUCUUUCACAAUUACCUAUAACAAAUUAUCUGUUACCAAAUCUACUUCUUCUGUUGACCAGCAAAAACAUCUUUCAUAUGUGGCUACAACGCAAGAAAGUCAUAAACUUGGCUCAUCUAAUGCUGUUACAGAAAAUGAUAACACAACUGACCAUGGCUAUGUCCACGUAGAGAAUACUUCCACAGUGGCUACAAAAGGCGACACUGUUAGUGACGUUAUCACUGUGGAAUCAGUUAUAAUUGGAGCGUUGUUCGUUGCUCUGAUAUUGGUUGUGUCUGUUGCCGUGUUUAUGCUCUAUCAACGACAUCGAAGUGGCACGUUGUAUAUUACGUCUCCACGUCAUUCAAUGGGUAGAAAUAUUAGAAGCGUCAAAGAUUUGUAUUCAGAAAGGACGAAUGCUGCUGAUGUUAGAACAAGGCAAGAGUUAAAACCUCGUGGUGUUUCCAGCAAGCUGUAUGAUAGACAGCAAAACGUUAGAUCCUCCGUUUACAACAUUCCAACACGGAAAGUUAGAACGAAGUUGUCACCGAGCAGCAGUAGUGCUUCAACUAGUCCAACUUCUUCACGGUCUGACAACUAUGAUGAUGUCGAGUCACCCAACUUGGACAUUCCGACCAGCAUACGACGUCUCGUGCCUAGAAAUAGAUGCGUAGUUAAAGAUAGGAAUGUUGUUGAUAUUGCCCGUGGAGAUGGCGUUAUAUCACCUGGAGGGAUCUCGCGAAGGAUGACAAAUUGCGACAAUAAAUGUUUGGCGGGGAAAAUGCAUCAGAAAGAAAGCAGGCUGUCUAGCACCAACCCGUUUCACAGAAGAGGCGAUGGAACUGUUGAACUGAGUCUGUCUUCGAAAUAUAAAAGUCACACACAGGAAGAAUUUGAGUCAUUAUUAGAUGACAUUUUAAAUGAAGAAGAAUAUCAACAUCUUCGGACCCCAGGAAAAAGGAAGUCCAUUUUCAAUAUUUCUGGAACAGGUGGCGGCAAAAGUGAGGCAUAGAAAACUCAAAUUGAAUAAUUUGAAUUAUAUGUUAAAAGAAAUGGCAACAAUUAAUAUCUACAUGUAUGAAUUCACAACCAUA
Molecule: messenger RNA, 3661 nt
Organism: Ruditapes philippinarum (Manila clam)
Lineage: Eukaryota; Metazoa; Mollusca; Bivalvia; Venerida; Veneridae
Exons: 10
Coding region: 1-3579 (1192 amino acids)
Molecular function (GO): calcium ion binding
Source: RefSeq, a predicted model, not a curated record